AUGAAAAGUAAAUCUCCCCUUAAUUAUUAUUACUGGCAAGAGUUAAAACGACAGAAAAACGCUCUUAACCUAAUUGCUAGUGAAAAUUAUCCGUCCCCAGAAGUUUUGUUUUAUAGUGGCUCCUUAUUAAUGAGUAAAUAUGCGGAAGGCUAUCCUAAAAAUCGUUAUUAUCAAGGUUGUAAAUAUAUUGACCGAAUAGAAAAUUUGGCUAUUGAUUUAGCAAAAAAAUUAUUUGGAGCCGAACAUGCUAACGUUCAGCCCCAUUCGGGAGCCCAAGCUAAUCAAGCAGUUUAUUUAGCACUAUUAAAACCCAGAGACAAGAUUUUAAGUUUGAAUCUUUUGUCUGGCGGACAUUUGACGCAUGGAACGCCAGUUAAUUUUUCCGGAAUUUUCUAUCAAGUUCAUUAUUAUAAUUUAGGCCCCAACACCCAAAAAUUAGAUUACGAGACCGUUAGAAAAAUAGCCCAGGAAGCGCGUCCGCAGUUAAUAAUUGCUGGCUAUAGUAGUUAUAGUUUACAAAUAGAUUUUGCCAAAUUUCGGCAAAUUGCUGACGAGGUGGAGGCCUAUUUAUUGGCUGAUAUCUCUCAUGUGGCUGGAUUAGUGGCUGUUGGUUUAUUUCCCAAUCCAGUUCCUUAUGCGGAUGUAAUUACUUUUACCACUCACAAGACCUUGCGGGGACCGCGCGGAGCCGUAAUUUUGGCCAAAAAAACAUUGGGACCAAAAAUAGACAAGGCGGUUUUUCCGGGCAAUCAAGGUGGACCUAAUCCGGCCAUUAUUGCCGCCAAAGCCCAGUGUUUUUUUGAGGCUUUACAACCAGAAUUCAAAGAAUAUCAAAAAAAAGUGCUACAAAAUGCGAAAGUUAUGGCUGAUUAUUUUUGCCAAAAAGGGGUGAGGGUGAUUAGUGGAGGCACCGAGACUCACUUGCUAGUUAUUGACACUAAAAAAAGUUAUAAUUUGACCGGUCGGGAAGCCGCUUCUGCAUUAGAAAAAGUGGGACUUAUUGCCAAUAAACAAAUGAUACCUUACGAUAGUGAAAAACCCUGA
Messenger RNA from Racocetra persica, 1044 nucleotides. NCBI's taxonomy places the organism in Eukaryota, Fungi, Glomeromycota, Glomeromycetes, Diversisporales, Gigasporaceae. The record is from the annotation of a GenBank genome assembly.